AUGGGAAAUGAGAAUGCAACAUCAUGGACAGAGUUUCUUCUCGUGGGCCUCGUGCAUCUGAGGACACCCAACAUCUUCUUUGGUGCAAUUCUUCUCAUGGUUAUUAUUGCUUUGCUGGGAAAUGGUCUCCUCCUGGUCCUGAUCCAAAGAGACUCCUCACUUCACGCCCCAAUGUAUUUUUUCCUCAGCCAACUGGCCUGCAUAGAUGUGGGCCAAAUCCUCGUUAUUGUCCCUAAAAUGUCUGCAAACUUUUUAGCCCACAGAAACACCAUCUCGCUCGGCGGCUGUGUGGCACAGAUUUUCCUCACGUUGACCGGGGGAGGCGCAGAAUGCCUGGUCCUGGCCGCCAUGUCUUACGACAGGUACGUGGCCAUCUGCAGGCCCUUGCAGUACCCAAUCCUCAUGCGGAGAACAACCUGCCUCAUCAUGACGGCUGGGAUCUGGUCUUUGUCAAUGCUUUCCAUCAUGCCCAUUGCGAUUUUUGUCCAGUCUCUGCCUUACUGUGGGUCAAAUGUGAUUGAGCACUAUGGUUGUGAUUUCCCAGCUUUACUGAAAUUGUCCUGCGCUGACACCUCAGCCUUUGAAAAACUGGUAUAUCUUGAUGACGUGGUGAUACUUCUCCUCCCUAUCUCGGCCAUUGUUGCCUCUUACAUCACCAUCCUUGCGCAAGUGCUGGGCAUGCGCUCAGUCAAAGGAAGACACAAGGCCUUAGGGACUUGCAUGUCCCACCUGUGUGUGGUGGGGCUCUUCUAUGGGGCAGCUGCACUGACAUACACCGUCCCAGUAUCCUCCUACUCUGCACAAAGGGCCAUGAUCUACUCAAUGUGUACCACCAUCAUCCCUCCAAUGCUGAAUCCUUUUAUAUACAGCCUACGCAACAGGGAUGUUCUAGCAGCCCUAAGGAAACUCUUCCUGAAGUGUGCCCCUCAUAAAUAA
Messenger RNA from Zootoca vivipara (common lizard), 936 nucleotides. RefSeq names its product olfactory receptor 2Z1-like. The record is from RefSeq and is a predicted model, not a curated record. Gene Ontology annotation, biological process: G protein-coupled receptor signaling pathway. Lineage: Eukaryota; Metazoa; Chordata; Lepidosauria; Squamata; Lacertidae. Gene Ontology annotation, molecular function: G protein-coupled receptor activity; olfactory receptor activity. Gene Ontology annotation, cellular component: membrane.